Messenger RNA from Jaculus jaculus (lesser Egyptian jerboa), 2541 nucleotides. RefSeq names its product neuregulin 2 (gene Nrg2). Gene Ontology annotation, molecular function: signaling receptor binding. NCBI's taxonomy places the organism in Eukaryota, Metazoa, Chordata, Mammalia, Rodentia, Dipodidae. The record is from RefSeq and is a predicted model, not a curated record. Bases 1 to 2541 code for a protein of 846 amino acids. Gene Ontology annotation, biological process: nervous system development; animal organ development; intracellular signal transduction. The transcript has 11 exons.
AUGCGGCAGGUUUGCUGCUCAGCGCUGCCACCGCCACUGGAGAAGGCUCGGUGCAACAGCGACAGCGACAGCAGCAGCAGCAGCAGCGGCAGCAGCAGCAGCAGCAGCAGCGACGAGAGCAGCAGCAGCAGCAUCUCUCGUCCCGCUGCGCCCCCAGAGCCGCGGCCGCAGCCACAGCCGCAGCCCCGCAGCCCCGCAGCCCCGAGAGCCGCCGCCCGCUCGCGAGCCGCAGCCGCCGGCGGCAUGAGGCGCGACCCGGCCCCCGGCUUCUCCAUGCUGCUCUUCGGUGUGUCGCUCGCCUGCUACUCGCCCAGCCUCAAGUCGGUGCAGGACCAGGCGUACAAGGCGCCGGUGGUGGUGGAGGGCAAGGUCCAGGGACUGGCCCCAGCCGGCGGCUCCGGCUCCAACAGCACCCGCGAGCCGCCCGCCGCGGGCCGGGUGGCGCUGGUGAAGGUGCUGGACAAGUGGCCGCUCCGGAGCGGGGGGCUGCAGCGCGAGCAGGUGAUCAGCGUGGGCUCCUGUGUGCCGCUCGAAAGGAACCAGCGCUACAUCUUUUUCCUGGAGCCCACGGAGCAGCCCUUGGUCUUUAAGACGGCCUUUGCCCCGGUCGACCCUAACGGCAAAAACAUCAAGAAAGAGGUGGGCAAGAUCCUGUGCACUGACUGCGCUGCCCGGCCCAAGCUGAAGAAGAUGAAGAGUCAGACGGGACAAGUGGGUGAGAAACAAUCCCUGAAGUGCGAGGCAGCAGCUGGGAACCCCCAGCCUUCCUACCGCUGGUUCAAGGAUGGCAAGGAACUCAACCGUAGCCGGGACAUUCGCAUCAAGUAUGGCAAUGGCAGAAAGAACUCACGACUGCAGUUCAACAAGGUGAAGGUGGAGGAUGCUGGGGAGUAUGUCUGUGAGGCCGAGAACAUCCUAGGGAAGGACACCGUGCGAGGCCGGCUCCACGUCAACAGCGUGAGCACCACUCUGUCGUCGUGGUCGGGACACGCCCGGAAGUGCAACGAGACAGCGAAGUCCUAUUGUGUGAAUGGAGGUGUGUGCUACUACAUCGAGGGCAUCAACCAGCUCUCCUGCAAAUGUCCAAACGGAUUCUUCGGACAGAGAUGUUUGGAGAAACUGCCUUUGCGAUUGUACAUGCCAGAUCCUAAGCAAAAGCACCUUGGAUUUGAACUAAAGGAGGCCGAGGAACUAUACCAGAAGAGGGUCCUGACCAUCACUGGAAUAUGUGUGGCUCUGCUGGUAGUGGGCAUCGUCUGUGUGGUCGCCUACUGCAAGACCAAAAAACAGCGGAAGCAGGUGCACAACCACCUGCGGCAGAACAUGUGCCCAGCCCACCAGAACCGGAGCCUGGCCAACGGGCCCAGCCACCCCCGGCUGGACCCUGAAGAGAUCCAGAUGGCAGAUUACAUCUCCAAAAAUGUGCCAGCCACAGACCAUGUCAUCCGGAGGGAGACUGAGACCACCUUCUCCGGGAGCCACUCCUGUUCUCCUUCUCACCACUGCUCCACAGCCACGCCCACGUCUAGCCACAGACACGAGAGCCACACGUGGAGCCUGGAACGUUCUGAGAGCCUGACCUCUGACUCCCAGUCAGGCAUCAUGCUGUCUUCGGUAGGCACCAGCAAGUGCAACAGCCCAGCAUGUGUGGAGGCGCGGGCACGGCGGGCUGCAGCCUACAGCCAGGAGGAGCGGCACAGGGCUGCUAUGCCACCCUACCAUGACUCCAUAGACUCUCUGCGUGACUCCCCACACAGUGAGAGGUACGUGUCGGCCCUGACCACGCCCGCCCGCCUCUCGCCCGUGGACUUCCACUACUCGCUGGCAACGCAGGUGCCGACUUUCGAGAUCACGUCCCCCAACUCGGCCCACGCCGUGUCGCUGCCGCCCGCCGCGCCCAUCAGCUACCGCCUGGCGGAGCAGCAGCCGCUCCUGCGGCACCCGGCGCCUCCCGGCCCGGGGCCCGGACCCGGACCCGGCGCGGACAUGCAGCGCAGCUACGACAGCUACUACUACCCGGCGGCGGGCCCGGGGUCUCGGCGCGGGGCCUGCGCGCUCGGCGGCAGCCUGGGCAGCCUGCCCGCCAGCCCCUUCCGCAUCCCGGAGGACGACGAGUACGAGACCACGCAGGAGUGCGCGCCGCCGCCGCCGCCGCCGCCUCGGCCGCGCACGCGCGGCGCGUCCCGCAGGACGUCGGCGGGGCCCCGGCGCUGGCGGCGCUCGCGCCUCAACGGGCUGGCGGCGCAGCGCGCACGCGCGGCGCGGGACUCGCUGUCGCUGAGCAGCGGCUCGGGCUGCGGCUCGGCGUCGGCCUCGGACGACGACGACGCGGACGACGCGGACGGGGCGCUGGCGGCCGAGAGCACGCCCUUCCUCGGCCUGCGGGCGGCGCACGACGCGCUGCGCUCGGACUCGCCGCCGCUGUGCCCCGCGGCCGACAGCAGGACUUACUACUCCCUGGACAGCCACAGCACGCGGGCCAGCAGCAGACACAGCCGCGGGCCGCCCGCGCGGGCCAAGCAGGACUCGGGGCCCCUCUAG